Molecule: messenger RNA, 803 nt
Organism: Medioppia subpectinata
Lineage: Eukaryota; Metazoa; Arthropoda; Arachnida; Sarcoptiformes; Oppiidae
Source: the annotation of a GenBank genome assembly
AACAGUAAAACAUUGUUUGUAUUAACAUUUGAUUAACAAUUCAGUUAUAAUUCAAACAGUUUUAAGUAUUUAGUGAUAAACUGUUGAACAAAAUUGUAUUAAAAUAAUUAGCAUUAAGUGUGCGAAGAAGUGGAAGAAGUGAGAAGACAAUGGAAAGCGAAUACGUGGUAGUAUUGGAUCCAAACAAAGACAUGGACCACGAGUUUGAAGCAGAGGUGGGCCACAGAGCGGCCAAAGAGUUUGCUUUUAAGUUGGAUUGGUUUCAAAUGCAAGCGAUUAUACAUCUGGAGAGACAUUCAAAUGUGUUGGUGUCGGCGCACACCUCCGCCGGCAAGACUGUGGUCGCCGACUACGCCAUCGCUAUGGCCUUCCGCUCGCACUCCCGCGUCGUCUACACCUCUCCUAUUAAAGCACUCUCUAAUCAAAAGUACAGAGACUUUAAGAAGGACUUCGGAGAUGUGGGACUUCUCACAGGCGACGUUCAGAUCGACACCGACUCCAAGUGUCUGAUAAUGACGACCGAAAUAUUGCUGCAAAUGUUGUACAACAGGUCGGAAGUGAUCGAUAAGUUAGAGUAUGUGGUGUUCGAUGAGUGCCAUUACGUGAACGAUCCCGAAAGGGGUCACGUCUGGGAAGAAGUGUUCAUUUUGUUGCCACAAGAGUGCAGUUUAGUGUUAUUGUCGGCAACGGUUCCAAAUGUGGUUCAGUUCGCCGAUUGGUUGGGACGCACGCGACGCAAGAAGACAUAUGUGGUGUCCACUUCGAAACGACCCGUUCCUCUACAACACUAUCUAUAUAUGGGA